GAAGCGGUUUGAAAAAAAAAAAAAAAAAAACUAGACGCGUUGAAAAAUAUCGAUAUAUUUAUAUUUAAAUAAACGCAUUUUAAAGGUAAAAUGGCGGCUUUCACAAAUUGUAAUUAAAGGUAAAAUGGCGGCGUCCAAAAAAUACGUUUAAAGGUAAAAUGGCGGCUCUGAGAAAAUAUUUUUAAAGUUAAAAUGGCGGCUUUCAUUUUAAUUGUUUGUGUGUAAACAAACAAGCGCGUGCUGGUUAAUUAGGUGGUUUAGUUGGUUAGAUGGAUUCAUUUGUCGUAUAAGCAGAAUUUGUGCGGGAUUCAGUAGGACGUGUUCGAGCUGUGACAGUCUGUUUAUGUUCACUGGAGCUUCAGGACAAACAUUAUUAUGACUUAAGUGUCAUCAGAUGUCUGAUCUCCCUCAUGGACGAAUCAGACCUGGACUUGUCCUUCCUCUGCUCACGUCUACUGAAGAGAGUGCGACGGAAAUGUGCAGAGUCUGGAGAUGAGAAGAAAAGAGUGGUGAAGGAUGAAGGAGAAGACCAAGACUCGGGGUCUGAGAUCCAAAGCAGGAGCAAAGUACCAUGGAAAAGGAAAAGGGAGAAGAAAGAAGGACCUGAGAGUAAAACUACGGACAGGAGCCGUAGUGAGGGACGUGGGAAUGAAGGAUCGGAGACUGGUGUAGUGAGAGAAGGAGAGCAAAAGGAGCAGAAGUUGCGGGCGAAGGAACAGGUGCUCAGCAGGAUGCAGCGUUUUAAGAGAGUGACCCCACCUUGCCUCGUGCACACAAAGGAAGAGGCGAGUGCAGAAUCUGCUGGUCAGCCCUCUGAGAAACCAUCGCCUCCAGUGCAAGAGCCUGUUGAGAAACAAGAGAGUGAUAACGCAUUGGCUCAGAGAUUACAGCAGCAGUUAGACCGUGAGGUUGAGAACCAGGCUGUAGUGAACGUGGAGGACGGAUGCCUGUUCUUCUGUCAGCUCUGCUACAAAGACCUUUCAGCUAUGAGCCAUCAGCUGCGCACGCAGCACAUCAACCGGUGUCUUGAUGAACGUGAGAGCAGCACCUCACGCGUUCCCGCUCCUCCUCCUCGUCCACGCGUACCCGAAUGUCCUAUAUGCGGGAAGUGCUUUAAGUCUGAAAAGACCCGCUCCACACAUUUAAAGCGCUGCUCGGCGAGCAUGGGCGUGUCUCCGGCCGAGUUGCUAAAGGCCCUACAGAGACAGGCGGCCGAACGAGCGAACGGGCAACAAGCAGUAGGCAGCAGUGACAAUUCAGAUUCCAGCAUGCCUGUGAAGAAGAAAGCCAGAAAAAAAGCACCGGGCAUGGAUGAAGACACCAUGAUGGCUCUGGCCCUGUCUCGCUCUCUGCUGGAGCAGGAGAUGGAGCGAGACAGAGACAGAGAGGAGGAGAGACGCAUCCAGGCACAGCUGGAGAGCACUAAGCCAGGCGCCGCUCCUGUGGUGGUACAGGGGAGGUCCAGAGCAGGUAAGAGUCGAGUAAAGAGAAGGAAAGGAGACCCAGCUGCUCCUCCUCCCCUUCUCCUGGUCCAGGACCCACAGGCUGCUCAGAAGCGAAUCCAGGAGCGAGUCUCCUCGCUGCUCCUUCUAACCAGACCUCCUACUCCUCCCACCCCCACCCUGUUGCCCUCUGCGCUCUCCACACACACCUUCCUCUGGCUCAAGAGUGCGCUGCCUGGAGGAGGCCCGGUUUCUCUUUCUGAAUUUUACACUGCAGAGCUCGAAGCGUUUAUACAGCCUGAUAUUGGCGUGGAGAAGAACACAUCUCUCUUGUCAGAGGCAACACCAGCAAAACAGAGUCCUGCAGCAGCCUCAGAAUCUACUACAGCUCCGGAGAAGCUUCCGGAUGCAUCCGCUGGACAUCGUCCCUCCACCCCGAGCCUGGGCAUGCCCGGGACACAGGCCCUGACAGACCUGGUGGAUCUGGCUGAAGAAGGCAUGACGCUCACACAGUACAAAUCCACCGAUGCAGAACCUCAUCUCAGCGGAUUUGUUCCAGAAUCUACCGAGACCCCGGGACCCGCCAUAAACUCUACGAGCGUGUCGAGGCUGUGUUCUGAUCUGGGCAGCAUGGUGAACAACCCUCAGCUCAGUGAUGUGCAGCUGCAGGUGGACAGCGGCGACAUCUAUUAUGCUCACUCCUUUAUGCUCUACACACGCUGCCCUCUGCUGGCCAGCAUGGUCCACGAUGCAGGAUUUGGAGUGCAGGAGGAAGGCUUUCCUCGGGCUCAGAGAGUCUUGUUGAACGAUGUGUCUGGUAAAGCAGUGUACACUCUGUUGCAGUUCCUCUACACUGCUGUUUGCCACCUGACACACAUCCUGCUGCCAGAUGUACUCCAGCUAGCCAGAAGGUUUGGUCUGUCUGAGCUGCAGCAGCAGUGUGAACAGUACACUGGAAAUCUAACGGAGGACCCAAGAGAACAGGAAAGGGACACUUCCCUGGGUCAUGAGUCCACAGGUGAACCUCAGCAGAGCCUGGUCGAUGCACAGUUCCUGGAUCUUCUGCGCUCUAUGUGGGAACACGAGGACGGUGACGAAAAGGCAGUCGUGGAAGCCACGAGAGGGACACAGAGUGAAGACCAAGAUGGCAGCGGAGACAGAGAGAUAGAAGACGAUCGAGUCGACGAGGACGAGUUGAAUGAGAUUUACGAGUUUGCAGCCACUCAAAGGAAACUGGGGGCUGAGCGAGUGGUGACCACUGAGCGUGAUGACAAAGAGGAAGGGGCUAAUGAGAGAAUGAAGGACAACUGCUCUGAUGCAGAACAGAGGCAAGAAGGAAAGAAAGAUUUCGAAAUGGAAGACGUGCACCAUAGUGGUGAAGUUGAUUUGAAACCUGACUCUAACAGAAACGUACACCAAAGAGGUCCGGAAGGCAGUUUGGACCGGAGCUACAACCACCUGUUCUCCGUAUCAUGGGGAGAAUACAUCGAGCCGUCUCAGACACAAACUCAACAUUUAGACCUGCAGAAAACACCCACUUCACGGCCCACGUCUUCAGUCAGCGAAGUGAUUGACCUGUCCGUUAGUCCUCCACUGGAUUCUGGGGAACCAGCCAGGUUGCUAUUUCCUGUGACUGGUGUGUCUCCAGGAGAGACUCCAGACCAGAUUGAAGCAGUUAAACAGACUUCAGUGAGUCCAAAAGCUCACUGCAUCUCACAGCUCACAUCAGAACUCGGGUCUAAACACCCCUCAGCUCCAUCUCUUAGAAAAUCCCAGCUUGAGGUAACCGCUUUACUACACAGUAGCACCAAACCCAAACUCUCCUCUCCCACGCCCAAUCGCAGCCAGCCUGAGCUCAUUGUCCUUUCCGACUCCAGCGAUGACAUGGAACCUGACCUUCCUGAUAAAGUUCCUUCACGUUGUGAUGCUCCCAGACCACCAAUUUUAUCUCCAUCACGACUCAGUCUACGUUACACUCAGAAUAAAGCUAAAGAAGCCACACAGGCCGAACUCUCUCCCAAAAGAUCACUCGAGCCUUUCAGUUCUGUGCAUCCAGAACCUUCCAGAAUGGACCAGGUAGGCAAUGAGAAUGUACUGGACGGCUCUGCUGAGGUUUCAUGGUUAAUUCCGGCCACUCCAGAACAUUCAACCCGCACUAGAACCACGCAGACCUCUAUCAGCAUGCGCCGCACUCAGCUCUUCCCCAGAUCUCACUCUUCAUCCUCCUCUUCCAUUUCUGACAGCUCCAAAGCUACAUCGUGCUCAAACUCUUUGAAACCUCACAGAGAACAUUCUCAACCGUCUCCAGCUUUCCAGAAGCUCACAUCCCAUUCCAGAUUGUCCAAGACUUCACAGAGCGACUCUGUCGAUCGAACGUAUCCUAAUUCCGCGUCCGCACCCUGCAGCAGCACUCCUCUCCACUCAGACCCUCGUCUACAGCAUCUUGACGCUCUUGGAUCUCCUUUACUGAGAGACAGCGAGCCGAUAACUCACAGAACAGUGAGUCAAGAACGUAGACUUGGAUCCUGCCAUCUUAGCCCGUUGGAGAACUCGCUUUCCCCACAACAAAGCUCAAAGUCAGAAAUGGAAUCAAGCAAAAGUCCUGCCAAAUCCCAGCGCUCUGAUAACCCUGGAGAUAGUGAAGAUCAGGAGACGAGCACUGACGAAAAAGAGCUGGUGGAAAAAAGGACAAGCAAAACAAAUGAAGCAGAAGUGAUGGAGGAAGAGUUCUGUUUUGUAUUUGAUGAGCCACCCAUUGCGUUCAAUGACUCCUGGGGUUUGGGUGGAGCGGUCGCUGAGCAGGGGCCAUGCUUCAGUCUGAGGCUGGAGAGCAGUGGAGCCCAAACUAGUCCUCCAGAAGAAAGCGGACAGGGUGAGACCGCUUCCCCGCACACAUUUUCUCCCCCAUUGCAUGGAGCUCAGGACCACCUGCCAGACUCUGGAUCUCCACUUGAUCACAGAUUGCCAGAUGCAGCCAUGUGGGACAGCUGGAAAGAGGAUGAGGAGGAAGUGGAAGCUCUUCCUCUCUCUCAGAGAGUGGGUUCAAUGGCUCUCGCUAAGAGAGUGUCUCAGUUAAGAACGCCAGUAGCUUGCAAGAAGAAGAAGAAUCAUGUUCCACUGGUGCCCAUCACGCCCAUGCCAAGCUUCUCAGAUAUGGACACACCUGAGCUUAAGAACAAACUCAACAGGUACGGCGUGCGGCCUCUUCCUAAGAAGCAAAUGGUCCUGAAGUUGAAGGAAAUCCACCAGUACACCCACCAGCUGAUGAGUUCCGGCUCUGAUGAGGAGACUUCUCCAAGAGCCGCACCAGCUGCUUUCAAACAGCCCACAGCGCCCCCUCCUGUCUCUCCCAGGAAACUGCAAUUUGGACAAGAGGAGGAUGAGCAGGAUGCAUUACCUGCAUCUCAGGAGUCCAACACCUCCUCCACAGCUGAGUCAGAAAGAUCCAACCCGGAGGUGUGCGACUCUGAUGACGACAGAUCCGACAGCGAUGACAUCACAGCUUCUCAGGCGGCCGUACGUGAGAAAGACAAACUCCAGGCUGUGCGUUCUUUCAUCCUGUCUGACCCGGUGCUGUACAGCCGUGUGCUGCAGUACCAGCCGCUCGCUCUGUGUGACCUGAAGGCAGGGCUCCGGACAGCAGGUGUCAGGCUGGGCACUGCCAAACUGCUCGACUUUCUGGACUCCCAGUGUAUCACUUUUACAACAGCAAAGCAAGGCCAUCCUGCACCUUCGCGCAGGAGAGCAGGUAGAGGUAGGAAACGACUAGCGAAGGCAGCCGAGUGAGCUGAAUGAGAGGAACUAAUGGAGGGCCCUCUGGACGAGCUGCAUGAGAGGAACUACUGGACAAGUUUCCUAAUAAAAAUUCUCAGGGUUUUUAUCAGUGUGUUACUUUUUAUGUUUAAAUAUUUGUUAUAAAAUUAAAAAGGAAUAUAUGUCUUAA
Tachysurus vachellii is the source of this 5385-nucleotide messenger RNA. RefSeq names its product SLX4 structure-specific endonuclease subunit homolog (S. cerevisiae) (gene slx4). The coding region runs from base 411 to 5228 and encodes 1605 amino acids. Gene Ontology annotation, cellular component: Slx1-Slx4 complex; nucleus. The transcript is spliced from 14 exons. Lineage: Eukaryota; Metazoa; Chordata; Actinopteri; Siluriformes; Bagridae. Gene Ontology annotation, biological process: meiotic DNA double-strand break processing; DNA replication; resolution of meiotic recombination intermediates. The record is from RefSeq and is a predicted model, not a curated record. Gene Ontology annotation, molecular function: enzyme binding.